This is a messenger RNA of Apiotrichum porosum, 954 nucleotides long. RefSeq lists its product as uncharacterized. Gene Ontology annotation, molecular function: aldehyde dehydrogenase (NAD+) activity. NCBI's taxonomy places the organism in Eukaryota, Fungi, Basidiomycota, Tremellomycetes, Trichosporonales, Trichosporonaceae. Gene Ontology annotation, cellular component: cytoplasm. The coding region runs from base 1 to 954 and encodes 317 amino acids. The record is from RefSeq and is a predicted model, not a curated record. Gene Ontology annotation, biological process: aldehyde metabolic process. The transcript has 6 exons.
AUGGCCAGGCCACGGUUUAAUAUACUGGAAACUACGCCUGUCUGGGGUCCUGGACAAACAGCCAGCAAGCGAACGUGGACCAAGCAGUCAAGAACAAUGGCGCUGUCACAGGGAAUACCGGGUGCAACAGUGGUUGUCAGGGCAAUGACCAACAAAGACAGCCUCGUCGGUGUUAUUUCGGGCAGGAUACAGCAAGCGCCAGGCAGUGUCCCUUGGUUGCGCAUUGGCGCAUUGGCAUCAACAUCGUCCAGCUACCCAAGGACGGUGACGGCGAGUGGGGGGUUUGUCGUCAACGACGAGAUCAUUGACCCCAUCCUCCCCAUUCUGGCCGUCGACGCCGUUGAGGCUGCUAUCAAGUAUGUCAACGCCAGGCGGCCUCCUCUCGCUCUUUACGUUCUCUCCAAGAACCUCUUUUACUUUGACAAGCUCAUCCACGAGACCCUCAGUGGCUCGGCUAUCUGGAACGACGUUGCCUUCACUCCCGCUGCCACCACCGUUCCCUUCGGUGACAUCGGUGAAGGUGGAUGGGGCGCCUACUACGGUGUCCACGGCUUCAACACCUUCUCGCACCACAAAGCGGUACUCGAGGUACCUCACUGGUUCGAGCUUGCCCAGAAGUCACGCUAUUCGCCCGACUUCGACACCAACGCCCCCAAGGUCUUCAAGAUGUUCAUUGUCUCCAAACGGAACUGCCAAAGCCUCUACAACGGAGCCCCACUCAUCCUCCUCAGUGUUGGGGCUGGUACCAUCGGCCACCAAAAAAAAAGUCGGAUGGCACUCACAGGCACUGGGGUGGGAUCGACUGCGCCUCCCACAUACUGCGUGGAUAGCCUAGAGAGAGAGAUUGUCUGCGGCUCAUGGCCUCCUACUACCGUAAAGCCCUCCGGGGUGUUGUGGGAAGAGAUAGAUGAUGAGCAAACUGACCAGCUGACAAAUCAGACACAGCGCAAAUGA